Molecule: messenger RNA, 2147 nt
Organism: Aspergillus homomorphus CBS 101889
Lineage: Eukaryota; Fungi; Ascomycota; Eurotiomycetes; Eurotiales; Aspergillaceae
Exons: 6
Coding region: 129-1997 (622 amino acids)
Cellular component (GO): lipid droplet
Source: RefSeq, a predicted model, not a curated record
GCGACGACGCGACAACUAGCUUCUGCUGUGACCUUCUUCCCCGGUCGCCCUCCUGGACACCCAUCCCAUGGAGACUGUCACUCUCUUCUACCUUUUCUCUUCUUCACCCUUUCACAUAUAAUCCUACAAUGGCCCCUGGUCCGUUUAGAAGGAAGCCCUUGGGUCUGGAUGUGCCCCGCACCGUUGCGGUCGAGUCGCCGCCUGGCGUUGCGGCCCUCUUCGUCAUUCGUUUCGACAUUAAGGCUGGCUACGUUAUCUCCUGGAAACGGACGACCCCUGGAGUUGAUAUUGAAGGAGCGGUGGAAUACAAGUCGCUGCCAUCUGGCCUACACAAUGUAUCAGAGGACUUGGUGUACUUCGUUCACGAGCAAUAUGCUGGCAUCAGUGCCUUCGUCAACUGGCCUGCGGAGGAGGCAGAGCGCAAUGCGAAGAUGUUCGCCAUUGGAGUCCUUGUACCCUUGAGCUCAGGGAGGUUGGGAAAGAGCUGGAGACACGCGCCUAAGCUCAAGGAAUUGGCACACGAUUAUGCCCAGGACAUGUCCAAUACCCAGCCGCUAGCAGACUACUGGGAGGCUUAUCAGACUCGCGAAAGCGACUUGUCUGCUAUGCCUCCCGAUUCUCCUUUGGAGUCUCCGCUCAGCUUCCGUCUCAGAGCCCACGGGGACCGAACCGAUAGCAUACAUCGGGGUCGCGCGUUCAGCGACGCGAUCAUGUUGGAAACGCCCAGGCCGGCCCUGACGCCCUUCCACCCAGCUUCCUCCCUCCCAGAUUUCCUCGACUCAUUUGGUCCCCUCAUAUUUCCCCUGUACAGAGCGGCCCUGCUGCGCAAGCGGGUCCUUUUCAUGGCAGAGCCUCCAGUCCAUGUUCCUUGCAGUUAUGUAUAUGAUUUGUCGCUAUUGGCCUCGUUGCCUAAUUCCCUCCUUCCACUCCUUCCUCAAAACGGACUUCCUCCUCCCCGACCGCGUCCUUUGUUCAACGUGGGCAUCCAUGAUAUCCCCUCCCUUUCCUCCUUCGUGGGCGGCUCCCCUAAUUCCGACCGUGACUCAGCAUGGAUCGCUUGCAGCACGGACAGCGUUUUAAGCAUGAAGCCCGAACUUUUCGAUAUUCUAGUCACCUUACCGCCCCCACAUUCCAGGAACGCUGCAGAGAAGGUGUUCCCCACUGUUUCGAUUUUCCAUACCCAGCCCACCAAGGGUAAAACACCCCAUUCCGUCGUCCUGAAGGCGACCCAGCGGGACGCGCGACGUUACUAUACUCUCCGCAAGGGUCUUCGCCACGUUUCCCAAAACGAGGAAACUCAACCCGACUCCGAUGACGAUUCCGACGCCGCCUCCACUUACUCUUCUAGUCCGAUCGUCGAGCCCCUCUCUUGGGCACGCCUGGCAUAUACCUCCUUCAUCUGGUGGGCCUCGGCGGGCGAGAAGCGCGACGGUCUAACAGAGGAAGAGGAGGAAGAGCAUCAGAUUGAGCAAGACACGCGCCUCCUCGCCAGCAUCGAGACCCUCCCCAGUCCACCCUCAGGCUCCGUCGGCCGUCGCAGCAUUCAACCCCACGAGUCAGCGCAACAGCCCCCCGAAAUUGCUCUCGUCGCAUACUUCCGUCGUCUCACCACACAAAUCUUCAUCACCUUGUCCGACGUGAUUGCUCGCCACGACAGUCGCAACCUACCGGACGACGAGGACAACGACGAUCUCCUCCCCGACGACGUAUCAGAGGACGACACCGACCCCUCCCUUGCCAUCGGCCGCCAAUCCACCCAAGAAGACGACUCCCGCAGCCCACUCCUCGCGCAGCAAUCGACCGAGCAUUCCAGCGGCAGCACGCAGGAGGACAGCGGCCCCGUCAAGAUCACAUCCGAGGACCUGACCGAGAUGGGCCUGGACGUGUGGAGCGCCGCCGACCGGGUCUUCGUCGAGGAGCUCGUCAUGCUCUGGUGGGGCCGGAAGGCGUACGUCGACAGCGCGCGCAUCAGAUGCUGUGGCAUCUCCAUCCUAUAGUCAGCCUGUUUUCUUGUACCUACUACUACUAUGAUACUCCUUGUUGCUUCUCUUUGAUUCGUCAUCUGUUCAUUACUGGAAUAUCUUUGAUGCACACACAGAAGAAGACAUCGUAUAUAUUACCAGCAGGCCAUAUAGUCUACAAUCCAG